Molecule: messenger RNA, 818 nt
Organism: Bursaphelenchus okinawaensis
Lineage: Eukaryota; Metazoa; Nematoda; Chromadorea; Rhabditida; Aphelenchoididae
Source: the annotation of a GenBank genome assembly
AUGAACAUGAAUGGCUCCAGCAGCGACGAGGAACUGGCCUGUUCUGGUGUAUUAAAGACACCGGAACGGCCAUUGAGAAGGUCCCAGCGUAUUGCUGGAACACUCAACGCUCCGUUGCGCUUGAGUGAGUCUAGUAAUGCGAGCUUGGAAGAGCCUGGCUCAAUUACUGUAAGCCGACCAUCGUCGGUUUGCAGCGAGUCGAGCCAGGCUAGCAGCAGCGAUGGCAUUGGAAACUGCCUAACGGCCGAAACGCCGUAAGUUUUCCCUAAUGUGUUUGGCCUAAUUAGUCGAUUUGUGUUCUUACUUUUCAAUGAACUAUGGUAUUUAAUUAUCAUUGUUAUUUAUAUAGAACUUGUGAAAUGACUAUUAUUUGUUAUAGAAUUGUACCAUUCAAAGACGUAGUAAGGUUUGUACGUCAACAAUACCAUGGAAACACCCCGAGAAGAUCAAAGUCCCCGUCACGAACCCUCCGCCGUUCCCUCCGCAAUGCAGCCGGCCCAUCCUCAUCGUUCCUCGAUGAUCUACCUAAAGCCGAAUCCGGCUUCAACGCCAAAAUACGCCAGCAAAUGACGUAUUAUACAACAUACGAUCAGAGAAAGUUAAGGAAAGAGCUGGCAGUGAAAGGCCAGGGCAAGUCAACGCCGGAAGGAUUGAAGAAGCCGGUCUACGACUUAAUGAAUCCAGCUUCAGUGGACCGAAAGUUUGUGGAUGACUUGGCAGAAAUGCAUCUUGAAAAUGGCACGGAGCCAGGAGAACCAGAAGUAGCAACGGCUGAAGGCUCGCAAUAUUUGCAGCGCCAACUCUUCAAUAAAUUGUAG